Molecule: messenger RNA, 4027 nt
Organism: Phyllostomus discolor (pale spear-nosed bat)
Lineage: Eukaryota; Metazoa; Chordata; Mammalia; Chiroptera; Phyllostomidae
Gene: RINT1
Product: RAD50 interactor 1
Exons: 14
Coding region: 1150-3288 (712 amino acids)
Biological process (GO): retrograde vesicle-mediated transport, Golgi to endoplasmic reticulum; regulation of ER to Golgi vesicle-mediated transport; endoplasmic reticulum to Golgi vesicle-mediated transport
Cellular component (GO): Dsl1/NZR complex
Source: RefSeq, a predicted model, not a curated record
UCAUUUUUGCUAUCAUAUUUUUGCCUCUGAAUGCUUCUUUUUAAAUAGUAAUCUGUUAUUAUGGUUGCAAUAGUAUAUCAUAUCUCAGGAUAUUGAUUAUACAUAUAAUUUUUUUUAAAGUUUCCUCCUCACUGAAUGUUUUCUGUUUCCUAAGAGUUGCUGCCCUCCCCCGUCCCUCACCCCCACCCCGUUUAUGUCUCUAUGGUGCCACCUUCCAUGUAGUUUCUGAAGUUGUCAAAUCCCUGGGUCCUCUACUUACCUCUUGCUGUCGGGUAAUUUCUGUUCCUUUUCCCCAGCAAAGGGCAGGUUUGGGGCGACCCCUGCACUGGGUAGAGUGCAUAUUAGAUUCUGCAUCCUUUUCCUCAAUUCAGCUCCCAGGACAUUUACAACCAGAUCUGUACCCUCCCUGCAGGAAAUUUUAGGGUCUUCUCUAGUUGACUAAUCAGCCUUAAAAGAAAAGAUACAAAGAUAAUCACAUUGGAAAUACACCAACUAAACGGCCCAACCAAAUUACGUUAAAGCUACUCAACAAGCCCCUUCACUUCCCCAAACAGCUGAAAUAUCAUUUAAAAUAUAAAUCGAAAUGAUUCAUAUUGAAUUUAUGGUGUGGACGAGGGGAUACUUUCAAGCUCUAUCAUUAAGGGUGAGGUAGAGAAGGUUUUACGGAGGUUGGGAAGGACCUCCUUUCUCUAGAGGGCCUCCGGGGAGAGCCGACUUCCAGAGCGGCCUACUCGGCGCCUGACCUGCAGGGGGCGCCACUGCGCACGGCCGGCGGCUGCGCGGGAAGGGCCUCUCUGGAAGUAAAGGAAGAAAGCAAAGAGACGGGAGGAAGUCGCUGUGACGCUCAGCCCCGCAGUCUCCGAGGCGGAGCUGGUGGUGUGCUCUCUGGAACCUGACUCCAGGUUCCAGGGCCACGCUGGCUGCGCUUGGAGCCGAGGACUCGCGAGAAGGCAGGAUGCUCCUGGCAGGCCAUAUCGGCGAGGGGCCGGCAACCUCGGUGACAUAAAUAUUGCAGCUCUUGUUGGAAAUGAACAAAUCGGUGAAGGUACAGAUAAUGGUGAUCUUCCUUCCUAUGUGUCUGCAUUUAUAGAAAAGGAAGUUGGAAAUGACCUUAAAUCAUUAAAGAAACUUGAUAAACUCAUAGAACAGAUGACAGAAAGUAAAAUGCAGUUAGAAGAACAGGUACUUACAAUUUCAUCGGAAAUCCCUAAAAGAAUUCAGAAUGCUUUAAAAAAUGCAGAAGAGUCAAAGCAAUUUCUUAAUCAGUUUCUGGAGAAAGAGACUCAUCUCUUCAGUUCCAUUAAUAGCCAUUUGCAGACCGCACAGCCCUGGAUGGAGGAUCUUGGGGCCAUGAUUAACCAAAUUCAUGAGAUUGAACGGCAUCUUGCUUACCUUACAUGGAUUUCACAAAUUGAAGAACUAAGUGAUAACAUUCAGCAAUACCUAAUGACCAAUAAUGUCCCUGAGGCAGCUUCUACUCUGGUGUCUAUGGCUGAACUUGACAUCAAGCUUCAGGAAUCAUCUUGUACUCAUCUUCUUAGUUUCAUGAGAGCCACUGUUAAAUUCUGGCACAAAAUUCUCAAAGACAAGCUUACAAGUGAUUUUGAGGAAGUUUUAGCACAGCUUCAUUGGCCAUUCAUCACAUCUUCUCAGUCUCAAACUGUUGGCUUAAGUCGACCAGCCAGUGCUCCUGAGAUACAUAGUAACCUGGAGACACUAUUUUGUCAGCUUCUGAAACUACAAACCUCAGAUGAAUUAUUUACAGAGCCAAAACAACUUCCAGAAAAAUACUCUCUUCCUGCAUCUUCGUCUGUCAUCCUGCCUAUCCAGAUUAUGCUCACUCCCCUUCAGAAGAGGUUCAGAUAUCACUUCCGAGGGAACCGACAAACUAAUGUUAUAAGCAAGCCUGAAUGGUACUUGGCUCAGGUGCUUAUGUGGAUUGGGAACCACACGCAAUUUCUGGAUGAGAAGAUUCAGCCAAUAUUAGAUAAAGUAGGCUCUUCAGUAAAUGCAAGGCUUGAAUUUUCUCGGGGCCUUGUGAUACUAGUCCUGGAGAAGUUAGCUGCUGAUAUUCCUUGUUUGCUCUAUGACGACAAUCUCUUUUGUCACUUGGUGGAUGAGGUGCUGCUGUUUGAAAGGGAACUGCACAGUGUUCAUGGCUAUCCUGGCACGUUUGCUAAUUGUAUGCAUAUUCUGUCAGAGGAAACCUGUUUUCAGAGGUGGUUGACUGUGGAGAGAAAAUUUGCUCUUCAAAAAAUGGACUCAAUGCUUUCAUCAGAAGCUGCCUGGACAUCCCAGUAUAAGGAUAUCACUGAUGUGGAUGAGAUGAAAGUGCCAGACUGUGCAGAGACUUUUAUGACACUCCUCUUAGUUAUAACUGACCGGUAUAAAAAUCUUCCCACAGCUUCCAGAAAGCUUCAGUUCUUGGAGUUACAGAAGGACCUGGUAGAUGAUUUCAGGAUACGACUGACUCAGGUGAUGAAAGAAGAGACUAGAGCUUCCCUUGGCUUUCGAUACUGUGCGAUUCUUAAUGCUGUGAACUAUAUCUCAACAGUACUAGCAGACUGGGCUGACAAUGUUUUCUUUCUACAACUUCAACAGGCAGCACUGGAGGUCUUUGCAGAGAAUAACACUCUCAGCAAAUUGCAGCUGGGACAACUAGCCUCUAUGGAGAGCUCUGUCUUUGAUGACAUGAUUAACCUGUUAGAGCGUUUAAAGCAUGACAUGUUGACCCGUCAGGUAGACCAUGUUUUUAGAGAAGUUAAAGAUGCUGCAAAAUUGUAUAGAAAAGAAAGGUGGUUGUCCCUGCCAUCUCAGUCCGAGCAGGCAGUAAUGUCCCUGUCCAGCUCAGCCUGCCCCUUACUGCUCACGCUACGAGACCGUUUACUUCAGUUGGAACAGCAGCUUUGCUUCUCUUUAUUUAAAAUCUUCUGGCAAAUGCUUGUAGAGAAACUGGAUAUAUACAUCUACCAAGAAAUCAUUCUUGCUAAUCACUUCAAUGAAGGAGGAGCAGCUCAGUUGCAGUUUGAUAUGACACGGAAUCUUUUCCCUUUGUUCUCCCACUAUUGCAAGAGACCAGAAAAUUACUUUAAACAUGUAAAAGAAGCCUGCAUUGUUUUGAAUUUGAACAUUGGUUCUGCACUGCUUCUGAAAGAUGUCCUGCAGUCAGCUCCCGGGGAACCUUCUGCCACAGCAGCAUUAAAUGAAGUUGGAAUUUACAAACUGGCCCAACAAGAUGUUGAGAUUCUGCUUAAUUUGAGGACACACUGGCCUAACACUGGAAAAUAAUGCAUCUUUUGUUUUUGUUUUGUUUUCCUUUUUUGAACAAGAGGAAGCCAAUUGAAUUAAGUUAUAUGAUGAAGUUCCAAAUUAAUGAAACUGGAUAACUGAAAACUUGACAGAAUCAUUUAUUAUCUUUGACUUAUAGGUUAUCAAAAUGUUGACCAUACUUCCUUAGACCUUCUGUUCCUAAGAAAACAAAAACAGAAAACUCAGAAGCCAUGAAAACUCAGAGUUAAUUCCAUUUACAAUACAAUGCUGAAUAUGUCUUGAAUAAAAUAUAAGAGCAGAAACAGUACAUUAUAACCAACUUUCAGUUCCCUGUGUUAACUAAGGAAGACUGUUGUGGAUAAUCAAACCCAGCAAAUAAAUUUUAAAAAAACCACUUUAGAAUGCAUGUUUUUAAUUGAAGUUCCUAUUUAGUUUGGAAAUUCACUGUAUUUCCCAUAAGAAAGCACAUUAAGAGAGAGUAACGAAAACAGAAUUGCUCUCAUUUUCUAUAAAUAUCCUUCCAUUUAAAAUACUUCCUAGCUCGAUUCCAUAGGCAACCUGUACUUUUAGAUGAAACAUUUCAGGCCACACAGCACUGUGCUUCAGUCUUCUCCAGGGUAGGGAAUGUAAUUAAAUUAUUUUUGUUUAAUAUUUAUGUAACUGAUGAUGAGAUGCGUAUCUUAAACUUUCUGACUUUCCUUGACCUUGGACUAUGUUCAUGAUUUCUUGAUUAAUUCUCAGUGAGUAAAACUUUAAA